ACCAUCGAAGAAGAAGAAGAAUCGAUAAAGCGAUCGGAGGCGAAUCAAAGGUAAACUGAAUUAGAGUAGAAGAAUCUAUAGAAAGAAAAAGAUGCAUUCGUUUGGAUUCAGAGCAAACGCCUUGUUAACUUUCGCCGUCACUGUUCUUGCAUUGAUAUGCACCAUGACUUCUCUCUCCGAUAAUCUCAAUACUCCCUCUCCAUCUGCCGAUGUUCAGGUCAAGGACAUUUAUUGGUUCCAGAAAUCAACCAAGGGAGACGACGAGGUUAGCAUGACAUUGAAUGUUACAGCAAACUUGGAAUCCUUGUUUACUUGGAAUACAAAACAGGUUUUUGUUUUCUUAGCUGCAGAAUAUGAAACCGCGAAAAAUUCAUGGAAUCAGAUCUCUUUAUGGGAUGGUAUAAUACCGUCGAAAGAACAUGCCAAAUUCUCAAUUCACACGACAAACAAGUAUCGGUUCAGUGAUCAGGGAAGCAAUCUCCGAGGAAAGGAUUACAAUUUGACCCUUCAUUGGCAUGUGAUGCCCAAAACUGGAAAGAUGUUAGCUGAUAAAAUAGUCAUGUCUGGUUAUCGUUUGCCAGAGGAAUAUAGACGACGAUCUGCAGCAGCAGCAGCGUAGCUUACUCGUAAUCCCAGAUGUUUGGAACUAAAAAAACGAAGAAAAAAAAGUAGAUUGUUUUAGAAUAUUCAGGGCGGAAAUACCCUUAUCGUCGUUUUGAAUUAUUGGAAAAUUUUCAGUUUCAAAAUUUAUAAUAGGUCAUCUUUUAUUUUCCCACU
Messenger RNA from Impatiens glandulifera, 777 nucleotides. Its product is annotated as signal peptidase complex subunit 3B-like. The record is from RefSeq and is a predicted model, not a curated record. NCBI's taxonomy places the organism in Eukaryota, Viridiplantae, Streptophyta, Magnoliopsida, Ericales, Balsaminaceae. Gene Ontology annotation, biological process: protein targeting to ER. The coding region runs from base 92 to 619 and encodes 175 amino acids. Gene Ontology annotation, cellular component: signal peptidase complex; membrane. The transcript is spliced from 6 exons.